Molecule: messenger RNA, 579 nt
Organism: Durusdinium trenchii
Lineage: Eukaryota; Dinophyceae; Suessiales; Symbiodiniaceae
Source: the annotation of a GenBank genome assembly
AUGGCGUUGGAGUCAGUCUUGGGUCAGGCACUCUCCCGCAACAAGGCGCAUGAGAAGGUGGACUUGUGGAAAGAGCGAGAAAUUCAGGACAGAGGCAGCCGCUGCACCAUUUCGCUGAAGAGCAGAAAAGGUGAUGUCGUGCGGCAAGUCACCAAAGUCCCCGAAGGAGCAGAGGUAACAAGCAAUAUUGUCAACCAAUUCGAAAUCGAACGGGAGGCAAAUGCUGCAAAGAAAGAGGAUGUGCUCUUGGAGAGACUUGCCAAUGGGAAGGAUCCAGCGUGGCGGCCAGACUUUUUCCUCUCAGAGUUGAAAGGCCUCAAAAAGAAGGGAAUUUUGCCCAAAAUGCGCCCACAAGAUUACCUGCGGAUGGACGCUGCCUUUGUUCAAAAGGUGGUUGCGGCCUACAAGGCCAACAAGAAGGCAGAAAAGAAAAAAACGCAAAAAGAAAAAGAAAAAGAAAGAGAAGAAAGAGAAGAAGGAAGGCAAGAAAAAGAAGGAAAAGAAGGAAGGCAAAGAGAAGAAGAGGAAAGAGAAGGAUGCCGGCGGGCAGGGGCAACAAGUCAAGAAGGAGCACCAUGA